Carlito syrichta (Philippine tarsier) is the source of this 888-nucleotide messenger RNA. It is a transcript of the gene IYD, whose product is annotated as iodotyrosine deiodinase. The transcript is spliced from 5 exons. Gene Ontology annotation, molecular function: oxidoreductase activity. The record is from RefSeq and is a predicted model, not a curated record. Gene Ontology annotation, biological process: thyroid hormone metabolic process. NCBI's taxonomy places the organism in Eukaryota, Metazoa, Chordata, Mammalia, Primates, Tarsiidae. The coding region runs from base 8 to 877 and encodes 289 amino acids.
UCUGACCAUGCUUUUCCUGACUCCGGUCUUGGUAGCGGUUCUCUGCGUUGUGAUUGUGUGGAUCUUUAAAAAUGCUGAUAGAAGCACAGAGAGAAAGAAGGAGGAGCCUCGAGUCAGGGCUGAGGUUCACCCCUGGGUGGAUGAAGACUUAAAAGACAGCACUGACCUUCACCAAGCAGAAGAAGAUACUGAUAAAUGGCAAGAAUCAGAGGAAGAGGUCGAACACAUCUCCUUCUCCCAUACCCGCUAUCCUGAGAAGGAAAUGGUUACCAGAUCGCAGGAAUUUUAUGAACUUCUCAAUAAGAGACGGUCAGUCAGGUUCAUAAGUAAUGAGCAAAUCCCAAUGGAAGUCAUUGAUAAUGUCAUCAAAACAGCAGGAACAGCCCCGAGCGGGGCCCACACAGAGCCCUGGACCUUUGUAGUUGUGAAGGACCCGGACGUGAAGCAUAAGAUUCGUGAAAUCAUUGAGGAGGAAGAGGAAAUAAACUACAUGAAAAGAAUGGGACAACGAUGGGUUAUGGACUUGAAGAAACUGAGAACCAACUGGAUUAAAGAGUACUUGGACACUGCCCCUGUCUUGAUUCUCAUUUUCAAACAAGUACAUGGCUUUUCUGCAACUGGCAAGAAAAAGGUCCACUACUACAAUGAGAUCAGUGUUUCCAUCGCUUGUGGCAUUCUGCUGGCUGCCUUGCAGAACGUGGGACUGGUGACUGUCACUACCACUCCUCUCAACUGUGGCCCACGUCUGAGGGUGUUCCUGGACCGGCCCUCACAUGAAAAGCUGCUGAUGCUGCUGCCUGUCGGGUACCCCAGUAAGGAGGCCACAGUGCCCGACCUCAAACGGAAACCUCUGGACCAGAUCCUGGUGACAGUGUAGGCAGGAGCCCC